CUCACAUCUUCCAUACUCACAAAAAAUACCAAAUUAACAUGGCUUUACUGGGCUCGAUGAAUUUCGCUGCUUUGACCCUUUGCGUCUUAGUUUUGGCAGCACAUAAUUAUCAAGCCCAGGCUUCUAGUCGUGUUAUUUUUGGUAAGAAAAACUUCAAAUCAUUUGUAAAUUAUAAUUCAUCUGUUAAUGGUUUAUGCGCUACUUCGGUCAUUAUUCGUGGAUACAAAUGCCAAGAAUUUGAGGUUACAACCCCAGAUGGCUACAUUCUUAGCAUUCAAAGAAUUCCAGAAGGUAGAUAUGGGGUUGGUAGCAAUGUGACUAAGAAGGAGCCAGUGCUUAUCCAACAUGGAGUUUUGGUGGAUGGAACAACAUGGUUUCUAAACAAUCCAGAGCAAAACUUGCCUAUGAUUCUUGCUGAUGAAGGCUUUGAUGUGUGGAUUUCUAAUACCAGAGGAACCCAAUAUAGCCGCAAACACACUACCCUAGACUCAUCUAGCCAGGAAUAUUGGAAUUGGUCUUGGGAUGAAUUGGUUACUGAUGAAAUGCCUGCAAUUGUUGAUUUUGUUUACAACCAAUCAGGGCAGCAGAAGAUAAAUUAUGUUGGCCAUUCCUUGGGUACUUUGGUAGCUUUAGCAUCUUUUUCAAAAGGGAUAUUAGUAGAUCAACUUAAAUCAGCAGUAUUGUUGAGCCCUAUUGCCUAUUUGAGCCACAUGACAACUGAACUUGGAGUUGUUGCAGCAAAAUCCAUGCUCGGCGAGACCCUUACUCUUAUGCACAUGGCAGAAUUUGAUCCCAAAGGAGUACCUGUUGUUGACUUCAUGAAGGGUAUUUGUGCUCAAACUGGAAUAGAUUGCAACCACUUGUUUAGUUCAAUAACAGGUGAAAAUUGCUGCUUAGACACUUCAGCUUUUGAUCUAUUCAUGAAUUUUGAACCACAGUCAUCAUCAACAAAGAACUUGUUCCACUUAGCUCAGACUGUUAGAAGUGGUGUCUUAACAAAAUUUGAUUAUGAGAGACCAGACGCAAACUUCAAGCAUUAUAGACAAGUAACACCUCCAAUCUACAACCUAUCAAACAUUCCUAACAAUCUACCAAUUUUCAUGAGCUAUGGAGGUCGUGACGCGCUUUCCGAUGUCAUCGAUGUUAAUAAUUUACUUGAACACUUUAAAUAUCAUGAUGAAGACAAGCUUAGUCUUCAAUUCAUUGAUAACUAUGCUCAUGCUGACUUCAUUAUGGCUGUGAAUGCCAAUGACUUGGUCUACAAGAAUGUUACAUCAUUUUUUAAACGUCAAUUUUGAGACUUAGUACAAAAAGUUAAUUAGGGUGCUCAUGUGUUUCUUGAUUGCCCUAAUUGCUUAUUAGAAGAAGAAAAAAAGUGAUGCAAAUUUGUAGGAUUAUUUAUAGGAAUUUUUGAAGCUUGUAUCACUAAAGCUCAAUGUGUAAAUUGUCCAAUGAUGUUUAUAGGUGCUUUUGAAUGGCAAAUGAAGUAUGCAAAUAUUUGAAGCUUUAAAAUUCUUUACAA
Cicer arietinum (chickpea) is the source of this 1522-nucleotide messenger RNA. Its product is annotated as triacylglycerol lipase 2-like. Gene Ontology annotation, molecular function: hydrolase activity, acting on ester bonds. NCBI's taxonomy places the organism in Eukaryota, Viridiplantae, Streptophyta, Magnoliopsida, Fabales, Fabaceae. The record is from RefSeq and is a predicted model, not a curated record. Gene Ontology annotation, biological process: lipid metabolic process.